Prunus armeniaca (apricot) is the source of this 189-nucleotide messenger RNA. NCBI's taxonomy places the organism in Eukaryota, Viridiplantae, Streptophyta, Magnoliopsida, Rosales, Rosaceae. The record is from the annotation of a GenBank genome assembly.
AUGCAGCUACCAAACAGGUGGCAAGAGGACAUAACAGGACAACACUGCACAAUCUCAUACAUCGAUACCAACAUGGGUUCACAGCCUCCUCUUUCACAACCUUCUUCAUCAAACAAAGGCACGACACCACAAACCCAGCAAAAAGGACUUAAGUCUCCAGCAAAAAGAGGAAGACCAUGGAGAGUUUGA